Molecule: messenger RNA, 651 nt
Organism: Prunus armeniaca (apricot)
Lineage: Eukaryota; Viridiplantae; Streptophyta; Magnoliopsida; Rosales; Rosaceae
Source: the annotation of a GenBank genome assembly
AUGUCUAAUAUGGCAAGAUCGGGAACAGCUGAGCUUCGCACACCAGUUUUCAACGGAGAAAACUAUGAGUUUUGGAGCAUUAGGAUGAAAACCAUUCUGAAAUCUCAUGGAUUGUGGGAUCUGGUCGAGAAUGGGUUCAAUGAUUCAGAUCUGAAGAAGGAGAAAGAGGAGGCUACGGAUACUGAGAAGUCCAUGAUGGCCCAGAUUUUGAUGAAGGAUGCUCGCGCACUUGGAUUGAUUCAAAGUGUUGUCUCAGAUCAGCUAUUCCCCAGAAUUGUGAACGAGGAGACCUCAAAUGGUGCUUGGCAUAUUCUUAAGCAGGAGUUCAGAGGCGAUAAACAAGUAAGGAAUGUUAAGUUGCAAGGGUUGCGUAGAGAAUUUGAAUAUACUCGUAUGAAGGAUAGUGAAUCUUUAUCUGUAUAUCUUGUUAGAUUGUUUGAUAUGUUGAAUCAAAUGAAGAGUUAUGGUGAGGAAUUACCUAGAGAGAGAGUUGUGCAUAAAUUGUUGUUUAGUCUGCCGAAAACAUAUGAUUCCAUUUGCUCUGUGAUUGAACACUCUAAGGAUCUUGAAACUCUGGAAGUUCAAGAGGUGGUUGCCUCUUUGAAGAGCUUUGAGCUCAGGUUGGAUCGCCAUACUGAGAAUUCUACAUAA